UGCUGUAAUGAACAAGCUGUUCCGCACGACUUGAAAAUAAUCCGCGUGUCAGUGUCAUCUUUCUUAUGCAAAGUAGCUGUCUUUGAAGGCGGAUCUUUUGGCAGGUUAGACCGGGACGGAGGCUCCGACCAGCUCAGACGAGCGCUGCCACCAAACGCAUCAACUGCCUGUUUACGGGAGGAGCAUACGCCUGCAUUUUAAGGGACACAGUCAUUACUAUCAACGAGGAUAUUUAUUUACUUACUUAUAUUGCCGACUGGUUCAUUGUUUCCGGUGCCUUGUGAGCAGCCAUCCCCGCCGCAUAAAGGACUAGAGGAAAAUCGUUUUUGUUUUCCCAAGUUGUUGCACGAGGACUGAAAUCGCAGUGCUACACGGACAAAUACUCCGGGAAAGGUGACACGAUACGUGAGGAUGGAUGAGUGAGUCUUUUGUGAACGAGUAGGGAACAAAUCGGAACACAUUACCGUUCACUUUUACGCACAACAGUAGACCGAUAUGCUCCGUGCAAGAGACCGAACAAGUAGCUCCGACACUACAAAUUGAGCGCUUGAAAGCAUGGACCUGAACGCACGCGACUACCAGCGAGAAAACAUUUUCGGACCACUGCGGGAUUUAUGAUUUUAUUAAACUCUACAAAUCUAACAUGAGGAAACGAUGGUCAUGCAGCAGAUAGUUCAGUAAGUUUUUUUUUUUUCCCCACAUUGAUCUGACACACAAACACCAGCCAGGUUUCAUCUCUGACUUUUUAAUGAAAUGAACUUGUGUGGUGUGUUAUAGUGGUGAACAUUUGGCCUAUUUUUUUUUUCUUUAAAUCAAAAGAAGGAGAAUGCGUUCAACUGUUAAACUGAGCCUCAUCUAUGUGCUACUGGUCCUUUGGGGCGGUGGGGGCUCAGCCAUUAGCCCAAUAGACCCCGACUGGUCAGGAGAGGGGAAAUGUCAACACAUCAACAUCCCCCAGUGUAAAGACAUUGGCUACAACAUGACAGUGAUGCCAAAUCUUAUGGGCAACGACGACCAAAAAGAGGCAGCAAUAAAGCUGCAGGAGUUUGCGACGCUGAUACAGUUUGGAUGCCACAGCCAUCUCAAAUUUUUCCUGUGUUCACUGUAUGCUCCCAUGUGCACGGAGCAGGUUUCAAACCCCAUCCCGGCAUGUAGAGUUAUGUGUGAGCAGGUCAAGCUGAAAUGCUCGCCCAUCUUGGAACAAUUUAACUUUCCCUGGCCUGACUCUCUGGACUGCUCCCGGCUGCCAACCAAAAACGACCCAAACAACCUUUGCAUGGAGGCCCCCAACAACGGUUCAGAUGAGCCUCCCAAAGUCUCCCACACCCAGCCUCCAGAUUUCAGGCCACAGCGGCCAUUGGGCGGGCACGACCUGCACCUUAUUAAGGACAGCGGCAGCAAGCAGACGUGCAGCAAUCCUGGCAAGUUCCACUUUGUAGAGAAGAGUGAGUCCUGUGCCCCCAAAUGCUACCCCAAAGUGGACGUAUACUGGAGUCACGGAGACAAGCAGUUCUCUCUGGUGUGGAUAGCCAUCUGGUCCAUCCUCUGCUUUGUCUCCAGCGCCUUCACCGUGCUGACUUUCCUCAUAGACCCGCAGCGAUUCAAAUACCCAGAGAGGCCCAUCAUCUUCCUCUCUAUGUCCUACUGUGUUUACUCUGUGGGCUACCUCAUCCGACUUUUUGUGGGAGCUGACAGAAUAGCCUGUGACCGAGACAAUGGGGUUCAGUAUAUUAUCCAGGAGGGUCUGGAGAGCACCGGCUGCACAAUUGUCUUCCUCAUCCUGUAUUAUUUUGGCAUGGCCAGCUCCCUCUGGUGGGUUAUCCUGACCCUCACAUGGUUUCUGGCUGCAGGGAAGAAGUGGGGUCAUGAGGCCAUCGAGGCCAACAGCAGCUACUUCCACCUGGCAGCAUGGGGCAUCCCGGCUUUGAAGACCAUCAUGAUCCUGGUGAUGAGGAAGGUAGCGGGAGAUGAACUGACGGGCGUCUGCUACGUGGGCAGCAUGGACGUCAAAGCUCUCACAGGCUUUGUGCUGAUUCCUCUCUCCUGCUACCUUAUUAUUGGCACUUCAUUCCUGCUGUCUGGCUUUGUGGCCCUCUUCCACAUCCGUAAGAUCAUGAAAACGGAGGGAGAGAACACAGACAAGCUUGAGAAGUUGAUGGUUCGCAUCGGGGUCUUCUCUGUGCUCUACACUGUCCCGGCCACCUGCGUCAUCGCCUGCUAUUUCUACGAGAGGCUCAACAUGGACUACUGGCGCAUUGUGGCCAGGGAGCAGAAGUGUGUGGACAGCAGCGGGCCGGAGUCAGACGAGUGCACCAUGAAGACUUCCAUCCCCACGGUUGAGAUCUUCAUGGUGAAGAUCUUCAUGCUGCUGGUGGUGGGCAUCACUAGCGGCAUGUGGAUCUGGACCUCAAAGACACUGCAGUCGUGGCAGAACGUGUUUAGCAGGAAGCUAAAGAAGAGGACGAGGAGGAAGGCUGCCAGUGUCUUCACCAGCAGCAGGCCUUACAUCAAACCUCACCCAUCUCUCAAAGGGCACAGUACUAAGUAUGAGCCUACACGUCCCCCUCCAACAUGUGUAUGAGCUCUCUUUGUAUAAACCCCAAAAAUACUUGUAAAGCCCUUACCUAAAUGAGACUUUGUAAUCAGAGUGCCAUCAAACAAAAGGUUCAUGUUUUAUUUAUGCAAACUGCGUUGACAUGUUUUUUUUGUGUGCGUGUCUUGGGCCAUCUCAUGCAACAAAAUCUGCCUUUGUUUGGGUAAAAACAAAAUCUGCUACUCCUGUAUUCACUUAUCCUACUGAGAAAAACAAAUCUCUUUGCCUCACACAAAAA
Anarrhichthys ocellatus (wolf-eel) is the source of this 2831-nucleotide messenger RNA. RefSeq names its product frizzled class receptor 10 (gene fzd10). NCBI's taxonomy places the organism in Eukaryota, Metazoa, Chordata, Actinopteri, Perciformes, Anarhichadidae. The coding region runs from base 827 to 2581 and encodes 584 amino acids. Gene Ontology annotation, molecular function: transmembrane signaling receptor activity; Wnt-protein binding. Gene Ontology annotation, biological process: non-canonical Wnt signaling pathway; canonical Wnt signaling pathway. The transcript has a single exon. The record is from RefSeq and is a predicted model, not a curated record. Gene Ontology annotation, cellular component: membrane.